Molecule: messenger RNA, 2444 nt
Organism: Periconia digitata
Lineage: Eukaryota; Fungi; Ascomycota; Dothideomycetes; Pleosporales; Periconiaceae
Source: the annotation of a GenBank genome assembly
UCUACCCAUCUACCCUUCACGCUGCCCGUCACUCCUCUUCCUUGCAUUCCCGUAAACCUACCGUCGCCCAUCCUGCAAUACAGUUCAAUCUAGGGACCGCGCCUGCCAAUAACACCUCGCUUAAUCUUGCCUCUCACCACUACCACUACCACCACCUCUACAGCCAUACGAGAACAUCUCGAUCCGCCAUCAUGGAGGUCCUCCUAUCACAGGUGACCAAGCAGGCCAUGAACUAUGCCAUCAGGACUGGCAUCACAAUCACGAGCGGCUAUGCUAUCCGCCAAGCUGGUCGUCUUCUCAGGACUGUCGAGGGCCAAGAGAAAGAGGAACUCGCUGCCCUGCGCCUGCGCCUCGAAUCCAAGAUCAGAAUUAUAUCGCCCGCCAUUGACAUGAUCGAGCUCAUAGCAGCUCGCGGCAACACUUCUCUGGAAUCUGCCGUCACCCUAACCAAGUCUUUACGAUGGGAAAUCCAGUCUUUGGGUGUCCGCCUUUCAAAAGCCGUGGGCGAGGCUAAGUUGGUUCAGAAGGGUUCUUCAAGAGCAAGCUCGGCUGCACAGAAUGAUCUUGAAUUGAAACUCAUCAUCUCGGCCAUGAAAAAGCUCCUCACUCGUAUCGAGGAUGCAGUUCCGUUGAUCAAUCUAGCCAUAACCACCUCCGGUGUCAAUCUCUCUACAUCCUUGCCGGCAACCAUAUCACCAUCCCGGCUCCUUCAGGCCAGCACUUUUCUCACCGCUGGUGAUACUCAGUACAACAUGACCACCCCGCGGGCCCAGCAAAUCGGACCUUCAUUCACUCUCUCCAUGUACAUGCUGUUUUCCGGCCAUGCAUAUCGCCCACAGGACGAAAACGGCGUUCGCGAGACCACAUGGAAAGAAGUCAUGCACAAGGCCCGCGUCACGAUGCUCAGGGUACCACUAAAGCAUGAUGCAGAGAAUCAAAUUCCGUCCGAAGGCCGUCGGCAUGAAUUCGCAUAUCAAUUGCUGGUAUUGGAGGAUCUGGACGACGACCGUGUACACUCCUACGAAGAUGGCGAGCCACAACCCGGCCCAUAUGAGGGCGUUGCUCUCGCUGGAAUACGAGAAAUCAUACCCAUUCACGAGAUUUCCAAGAUCUUCUACGCGGACACCGGCAAGAUCCUCAACAUCGGCACAGACGGGGAGUCCAACAACCCAAUUCUUCUACUGAAACGCGACGUCCAAGCUCCACCUCCUAGGCGUAUGAUGGAGCACAGUGCUGUCGAGGAGGGAUAUGAAUCAGAAGGUUCACAAACUAUCGGCGGCUCCGAUGCUGGCUCGUUCGAUGAGGAGCAGUCCGAGCUGGAAGCGCAAUUCCGACGCGAAUCAACACCAGCCCUCCCUCACGAGGAUCCAGCAGUGGACGACCAACCCGCCCUUCUUCCCUGGCGACUUCCCCCUAAUCUGGAUCUCGAAUGGAUGGCCUUUGAAGUUUACACCGAAGAGCCAUCCAGCGAUUCCGACCUCGACGAAACCGAAAUAGAUACACAAACCUCAACACCAUCACCCGUACCCGCACCAGCCCCAACAACCCCUCACCCUCCCUCAUCCACCGAAUCCCCAGGCCUAACAUCCUACUUCUCGAAACUCAACCUGCGCCCCUCAACACCAAAAGGCACAUCGACCCCACCGAUCCUCUCCCCAACAAACAACCCAUCCUCAAGCCAACUCAUUCCCUCCCCAACAAAACACACCACCUCGAGCCCUCGCCCCCAACCCCCCUCCCCACCCGCAAUCAAAACCUCCCUCUCCCUCCUCGAGAUGAUGAUACGCCUAACCGCCCUCCAACAAUUCCAACAAGACUCCCACCUCGCCAUCCCAGACGAGCUCCUAAACUUCUUUCUCGUAGACAGCAGCACCGUCGGCUCAGGCAACGACGCGGAACUGCGUCGGCGCGUCCGCAGCGAAGCCCGGCGCCGCGUCGGCUUCGACCCGUACGACGAGAGCCCCAUCAAGCGCCGCGGCGAAGACUACGUCCGCGACCACGCCGACCACCACGCCUCUCCGAACAACGAAGACGCCGGAAUAGAGACGGAGAGCGACAGACCCUCUUCUUCGUACGACUAUGUCAGCUUCCCCCACGGACGCGCGUACUCGCCUUCCCCUUCGCCAUCCCCCUCGCGCACCCCGUCUUCCUCGUCCAUGUUCCCCUCGUCCAGAUCGAGGUCUACGCACGAUGCUGCUGCCGCUUCUUCUUCGUCUGCGAGCCCGUUGCUGCGCCGCGCCAUCACUGCGCAGCCUGUUCUUCGCGGUGCGAAUACUUCGCGUGGGCUCCAGGCGUUUGGCAAUCUCCCUACUGCGCCGCCGACGUCGAGUUCGCCGGGGUUUGCGCACGAGGGAGAUGGGGUGGGAUUGGGGUUGGGGGUUGGGAGGGGAGGCAGUGUGCCGUUGGAUACGCCGCCGAGUAGUGCUCGGAGGGAAGGCUGAGGU